This is a messenger RNA of Mesocricetus auratus (golden hamster), 5518 nucleotides long. RefSeq names its product lipin 1 (gene Lpin1). Bases 163 to 3105 code for a protein of 980 amino acids. Gene Ontology annotation, biological process: cellular response to insulin stimulus; fatty acid catabolic process; triglyceride biosynthetic process. Gene Ontology annotation, cellular component: mitochondrial outer membrane; nucleus. The transcript has 22 exons. Gene Ontology annotation, molecular function: transcription coactivator activity; phosphatidate phosphatase activity. NCBI's taxonomy places the organism in Eukaryota, Metazoa, Chordata, Mammalia, Rodentia, Cricetidae. The record is from RefSeq and is a predicted model, not a curated record.
GCAGGAUGGGGAGGAGAGAGCACCAACAGGGAGGCUUGGGGAGCCAGUCAUGCCUACCCUAACCUCAACCACAGACUGAUACCUACAGGGCAGUGAGAAGAAAGAACAGUUCGCCACGGGGCUACCAAAGAACUCUCAAGCAGGGACCUUCGAGUGAAGUUGAUGGAAGACAAAUGGGGUCCUCACAGCCUAUUCUCCAGGGGCGGGAGGACAAACUUUCUUCAGGCAACUAAGGUUCAGACAAUGAAUUACGUGGGGCAGUUGGCCGGCCAGGUGUUUGUGACCGUGAAGGAGCUCUACAAGGGACUGAACCCUGCCACGCUGUCAGGAUGUAUUGACAUCAUCGUCAUCCGCCAGCCCAAUGGCAGCCUGCAGUGCUCUCCUUUCCAUGUCCGCUUCGGAAAGAUGGGUGUCCUGCGUUCCCGGGAGAAAGUGGUGGACAUAGAAAUCAACGGGGAGUCUGUGGACCUGCACAUGAAGUUGGGAGACAAUGGAGAAGCGUUUUUCGUUCAAGAGACUGAAAAUGAUCAGGAAGUCGUCCCCACAUACCUGGCCACGUCCCCCAUUCUGUCGGAAGGAGCGUCUCGAAUGGAGAGCCAGCUGAAAAGGAACUCGGUGGAUAGGAUCAGGUGCUUGGAUCCCUCCACGGCUGCCCAGGGCCUGCCUCCCAGCGACACCCCGUCCACUGGAUCUCUGGGGAAGAAGAGAAGGAAGCGGAGGAGGAAGUCUCAGCUGGACAAUCACAAGAGAGACGAGAGUGUCAACACGUCUGAGGAUGAGGACAUGUUUCCCAUAGAGAUGAGCUCUGACGAGGACACGGCAUCAAUGGACGGGGGCAGAACCCUUCCUAAUGAUGCACCACCAUUCCAGGACGAUAUUCCUAAGGAAAGCCUCCCCUCAAUUUCACCGCACCCCCAGUCAGCAUCAUACCCCAAUUCAGACAGAGAAUGGUCCCCCAGCCCCAGCAGCCUGGCAGAUUGCCAGAGGACCCCCCCUCACCUUGCAGUAGUGGACGAGGGAGUUCUUUCUAGCUCUUGCCCUCCGCAGUCUUCCCACUUGCAUGCUUCGGAAAGUCCUGCAGGCUCCCGUCCCUCAACACCCAAGAGUGAUUCUGAGUUGGUCAGUAAGUCUUCGGACAGGUCGACACCAAAGAGUAACCUGGAAAUGCUCUGGCUCUGGGGUGAAUUGCCGCAGGCUGCAAAGGCAUCUUCCCCACACAAAAUGAAGGACUCCAGCCCGUUAGGGAGCCGGAAGAUCCCUGAUAAAAUUCACUUUCAGGCCAUUCAUAGUGAGUCUUCAGACACUUUCAGUGACCAGUCACCAACCCUGGCCCAGGGGCUGCUGGUGAACCAGAGCAAGGCCCAGACAGAGAUGCAGUUUGUGAACGAGGAGGACCUCGAGGCCUUAGGAGCCGCAGCCCCACCUCUACCCGCGGCUGAAGAGCUCAAGCCCCCGGCUGCCAGCACAGCACAGACGACAAGCAAGACGGAUUCCCCUUCCAGGAAGAAAGAUAAACGGAGUCGACACCUCGGAGCCGAUGGCGUCUACCUGGAUGAUCUCACAGACAUGGACCCUGAAGUGGCAGCCCUGUACUUCCCAAAGAAUGGUGAUCCUGCUGGGCUCUCCAAACAAGCCUGCGACAUCGGAGCCAGGUCAGCCAACCAGUCCCCACAGUCAGUGGGCAGUUCGGGCAUUGACAGCGGUGUGGAGAGCACCUCGGAUGGCCUGAGGGACCUACCAUCCAUAGCCAUCUCCCUCUGCGGUGGCCUCAGUGACCACAGAGACAUCACCAAAGAUGCGUUUUUGGAACAAGCCGUGUCGUAUCAGCAGUUCGCUGACAACCCCGCCAUCAUCGAUGACCCCAAUCUAGUGGUCAAGAUCGGUAAUAAGUAUUACAACUGGACAACAGCAGCUCCUCUGCUCUUGGCAAUGCAGGCCUUCCAGAAACCUUUGCCAAAGUCUUCCUGCCUCAGUUACCUUCACGUGAUUUUGGAUGCCAUUAGGUUUUGCCUUUCUAAAAUUUUCAGUCCACCCACAGCCACUGUGGAAUCCAUCAUGAGAGAUAAGAUGCCCAAAAAGGGAGGAAGAUGGUGGUUUUCCUGGAGGGGAAGAAAUGCCACAAUCAAAGAGGAGAGCAAGCCUGAGCAGUGCCUGCCAGGGAAGGGCCACAAUACGGGAGAGCAGCCUGCACAGCUUGGCCUGGCCACCAGAAUAAAGCAUGAGUCAUCCUCCAGUGAUGAAGAACAUGCAGCUUCCAAGCCAUCGAGCUCAAGCCACCUCUCCCUCUUGUCGACCGUCAGCUACAAAAAGACCCUGCGGCUCACGUCGGAGCAGUUGAAAAGCUUGAAGUUGAAGAAUGGCCCCAACGAUGUGGUUUUUAGUGUCACUACGCAGUACCAGGGCACCUGUCGCUGUGAAGGCACCAUCUACCUGUGGAACUGGGAUGAUAAAGUCAUUAUCUCAGACAUCGAUGGGACCAUCACAAGAUCGGAUACUCUUGGUCAUAUUUUGCCCACACUGGGGAAGGAUUGGACCCACCAGGGCAUUGCAAAACUGUACCAUAAAGUAAGCCAGAACGGCUACAAGUUUCUCUACUGUUCAGCACGUGCCAUUGGGAUGGCGGACAUGACAAGGGGCUACCUGCACUGGGUCAACGAGAGGGGCACGGUGCUGCCGCAGGGACCACUUCUGCUCAGCCCAAGCAGCCUCUUCUCUGCCCUGCACAGAGAAGUGAUUGAAAAGAAGCCAGAAAAGUUCAAAGUCCAGUGCUUGACAGACAUCAAAAACCUGUUUUUCCCGAACACAGAACCCUUCUACGCUGCUUUUGGGAACCGUCCUGCUGAUGUGUACUCCUACAAGCAAGUGGGGGUGUCACUGAACAGGAUCUUCACUGUCAACCCCAAGGGCGAGCUGGUGCAGGAGCAUGCCAAGACCAACAUCAGCUCGUAUGUGAGGCUCUGUGAGGUGGUUGACCAUGUCUUCCCAUUGCUGAAGAGAAGCCAUUCCUCCGACUUCCCCUGUUCAGACACUUUCAGUAACUUCACCUUUUGGAGAGAGCCACUGCCGCCCUUUGAAAACCAGGACGUACAUUCAGCCUCCGCUUGAUACAUCCAAGCAUUAAAGGAUAGGUUGUGGGAACCCUGGAGCUGCUGGGAAGGCUGAUGUGCGGCCAUCUGCCUAGGAGAAAAGCAUGUCUCCCUGGACCCACCCGCCCUGGGGUGACGUUCUCAGCGUGGAGGGCGGAUGGAGGCUGCAUCUCAUCCCAUGGGCUACGCAAGGAUUGGGUGCACUAGCCGUGUGCAAAGCAGUCCUCUGUCUGGUUUAACAUACACAAUGCUGCUCUCUCCAGCUGUGCCAGCAGUUAGUGUGCAGUAUGGGUGGUGACCCCUUACAGAAGCAGGCGGGACACCUGAGAGCAGUCUCAGUAUCAGUGCGCCCCCCAGGAACUCUGGUGGGCAGUUUUUGGUAGCCUAAGAGGCACACUUCUAUGACAGUGACAUCCUUGCUGCCUCCACACAUAGGGAUAGGCUCUUUUCUGAGUCUGAGUGCUCUGAAGGGAACCUGGGCCUCACUAGGUCCCAGCCUUCAGGCUUCGACUUUAUAGACGGUCCUUUGAGGUAUCACUGACUUGGUCUUACUGUAGGUGUUAUGUUCUCUAACUGCUCUGGUUAAAGAUGGUCCAUGUCGCUGGUGCAUCUCUCCCUACCCCUCAUAGCUCAAGGCUGGGCUGUUUAUGCCUUAACACACCCGCUGCAGGCAUUUGCUUAGAGCGCACUGUUGAGUUCUCUGUAAGACGCUGUACGUUAAAAUGAUGGUCUCUAAGGCAGCGUCUCAUGUCUGCAUCCCACCCGCCAUCAGCCAGGAAGCACCACUAAAGGGGACUAGAGCAGCACCUAGGCCAUACGAAAAUGAUGCCCCUGAAGACAGCGGUUGGCUUUAAGAAAUGUAGUCUCCAGAGGUUAGGUUAUUUUCUUUGCAGAUAUUAUUUAUUACUUUGAUCUCAUCGGGCUGCUGUUGUGUGCAUCCUAGCCACAUCCUUAGGAUUGCAGCUGUCAUGAGUACAUUAAAGUUAAGUGUGCUAGACAAUCCAAAGAGCCUUAUUCUGUCUAUGUCACACACUGACCUUCUGGAAUUUCUGAACCAUUAAUUUUCCAUUCAGUCUAAGGGCAAGAAAAAAAAAAGGAAUUUGAGUGAUGUUCUUUAAGUUGAUAGAGGGUAGUAGUUGAACUGUCUCAGAAAAAUGUGAAAAAAAAGAAAAGUAUUUUGGUAAAAGAUUUUUGCUUUACUUUUGGAAGUUUUAUUUUUUUAAAGAAUGCUUUCCUGCUGAAAGAUCUUCCUAUUCAAAUCUCAUUGUUUGGGUCAGAAGAAACAAACAAACAAACAAAAAACCAAAACAAAAAAAAAGAAAGAAAAAAAGAAAAAGGGAAAAAAAGAAAGAGGGUGAAAAAAAAACCCAGAAUGGAUUGUUACUCUUUCUGUGAAAGAAAACCUAGUGUCAUUGCUGCUGUUGUAGUUGUUGGGUUCUGUUAAGGUCGGAUGUGGUUCACAUAGGUCAUAGGAAUGGACAAGAAAAGCACACCUGCUGUGGGCCGUAGGUGGAUGGAGGAACAUGGACUUGAGUGUGCAGGUUCCUUCCGGGAGCGAAGGAAGGAAGUAAGCAUAGUCCUGUCGCAGUGAGCUCAUGCGUGUCCUCUAGUGACCUUCAGAGGCCACAUUAGUCCUGCCACUGGAGUGUUUUGAGUGCAUUUGGAUCGCCAUGGACUGAGACGAACUCAUUGAUCUGCAGAGGCUCGUGGGCCUCUCCUGGGAGAAGCUUUGGAAUCUCCCUUCACCUGCCCUCUGCAGUCCUCUGUUUUCUGAGAGCUUACAAUGGCUGGAGUCAGGAUCUAUUUAUAUAACCAAGGCUGAUCUGCAACACAUGGUCUCAAACACACAGCAAUCCUCUCUACUGACUUGGGAAUCUAGUUUUGAAAUACCAUAAACCUCCCCAUCACUCCAUCAUGAAUUAGAGCACACCUUCCACAAAAACCAUACUCUGAAAUCCUUCCUGAGCUCCGUCCAGUUAGUGGUGUGAGCAAACACCUUCAGGGAGUUUCCCAUGCACGAGCCGAAUGUGAGCUGUGCCCAGGCUCACUCAAGUUGGCUUAUCUGCAUAUGCACUGUAACCCAGUGGCCCCAGGGUCACAUGCUGAAAUACUAUAUGAGUACCACACAUUUCAAAGUUGCUCGUGGAAAUGAGUGACUCAUUCCAUAGUGACAAGUCCUCAAAUGUUGGUCACACAGGGUGGAGAAUACCCCGGGCACAUUGCAGAGACAUGCUUCUAUUUUCGCAGAGAAUUCCCCUUUGGGUCUCAGGUUUGGAUCACUACUUCAGUGUGUUGUAUUUACAGCAUUGGCUGUGUGUUUGUGAAUGCCGGUGCAGUGAUGAAAAUCAAUGUAAUAUUUCAUCGUGUUGUGCUCGCUGCAGAACUAGAAAUGUCUGUAAUAAACGAAAUGGAUGAAGGACUUCAGAAAAUCA